Mercenaria mercenaria is the source of this 1863-nucleotide messenger RNA. RefSeq names its product cholecystokinin receptor type A-like. The coding region runs from base 181 to 1494 and encodes 437 amino acids. The record is from RefSeq and is a predicted model, not a curated record. NCBI's taxonomy places the organism in Eukaryota, Metazoa, Mollusca, Bivalvia, Venerida, Veneridae. Gene Ontology annotation, cellular component: membrane. Gene Ontology annotation, biological process: neuropeptide signaling pathway. The transcript has 2 exons. Gene Ontology annotation, molecular function: G protein-coupled peptide receptor activity.
UACACGACUGCACGCGGUUGAGUGUAUGUCUUAAAGGAGGAAAAUAAUCCAAGCAUAACCUGUUAAAAUGAACUGAAUUAAAUUUUGUUAAUUUUAAGAUAUUUUGUCAGGAUGGUGUUUAUCGACGGAUCAUUAAUUUCAUAAACUGAAGAUAGGAUUAUUCGUUUUAAAACCUGCAAGAUGAAUGACACAGGGGAUGACGAAGAACUGCUACUUAAACAAACGCAAAAAGAAAUACUUCAGCGCCUUCUCCCAGAUAUAAUAUCUCUGGUAAUAUUUUGUGCGAUUGGAAUAUUCGGUAAUAUAUUGACUCUAACAUUUUACGCAAAGAGAGCGAAGCGAUCCUCGACGCUAAUAAUGAUAACGUCAUUAGCUGCAGUAGAUGUAGCGGUGUGUAUUGCUUUAAUUCUAAGCAUCUGGGAGUUGGCAGUUAUAGUUACAUCGUAUCAUAGUGCCGUCUGCAAACUCACACACUUUUUUGGCCGUUGGACCGUUGGUUCUUCUUGUUUCGUGCUGUGGAUUAUUUCAAUUGACAGGCACAGAAAAAUAUGUAAACCUUUUGGAAAGCAAGUUACAGUAUCGAAUGCUAAGCAUGUUGUUACAGGACUCGUGCUGUUUGCGCUGUUGCUGUCAAUUAAAGAACUUGUACAUUACAGUAGCAUUGAAAUUCUACUAAACACUUCAACCAGUAACGGUACAAUAACUGGCUACUACUGCAAAGAGAUAAAAGGCCCUGGAUACAGAAUUAGUAUUUUUGUCUUCAACGCUAUAGACAUGAUUUUGUUCGCCAUCAUUUGGGUCACCCAAGUUGUUGUCUAUACUCUUAUCAUUUACAGUCUCGUUAAAAUACGCCAAAAAGUGAGUCAAAAAGCAGAUCAUUUUAAAACACCUGAGUUUGAUUUGCCUGCAGCCGAUGAAAGUUUAAGGGAUCCUGUUUCUAAUGACAUGUCCGGGGAUAUACCUGAUUCAAAAGAUAAGGAUAAUAUUUCUCGAAAUACAAUCUCGACAUUGGAUCUUAGCGACUUUACAAAUAAUGCAACAAAUUGCUCAGACGUUAACUUUGGUUUCUCUAAACAGAUAGAUAAGCACACAAAUUCAUCGGAAACAAACAUUCGACAAUCAAAUAAUACAAAUAUAGAGGAAUUUUCAUUCGGAAGGUCUGCUCGAGGUAAAGAAUUGGGAACAAUACGAACGAACAAUGGCCACGGGAAUAUGAAGGUCAAGGCAAUUGCUCCUAUGGAAAUGAAACUGACCCUAAUGUUGUUUUCAGUCUCACUUGUGUUUGUGCUUUGUUUUACACCUUAUUUUGUGAUGAUUAUAUGGGCUCUAGAUGCGGGAAAGGAAUAUGAACUGGAAGCUGGGAUAAAGUUUGCCAUACGUCUUCCUUACUUGAACAGCGUUUUCAAUCCUUUCAUUUACUGUAUUUUCAAUUCCGAGUUUAGAAGCUUUGUUAAGGUGAUGUUAAAGGAAUGCUGUCCGUGGAAUAAUUUAUGAGAAAUUUAGUACUCAAAAAUGGACCAGAUGUUAUUCUUGUACCAAAACAAGUCCGUUUGGUUCCAUAAACAGCGUUCACAGUUACAUUUUUGUCUGUUAUAUUUCAUUUGCUCAUUGCGACUUGAGAUUGAGAUUUCGCUUGUCGCUAUGAUUUCGAACAUGCCUAUAAUGCAGGAUGUUAGAGAUAAUUGUUCAGUGCAAUCUAAGAUGUAUCUCAAUUUAAAUUAUUAUGCAUUAGCGAACUAGGCUUUGAUGGAGACUAACAUGCACACAAGGAUUUACAUAUAUGACAAUUAUUUCAUUCUUGCAAGUUGCAUUUAUAUAUUUUGAUACUGACUUAAUAUUUUUCAUAAAAUCUGAUGCAGUGUG